AUGUCCGGCGUGAGGAUCCGUCUGUGGCUAAGCCUCACCCUUCGCUCCUCCCGCAGUUUCUGUAGAAGCCGGUUUGUGGAGGGGCAACCUCAAAAGCCGCCUAAUCCGGCCGUGAUGGAGAAUGGCACCGAGACCUGCGGAGAAGAGCGUCCCUCUGAGGCCCAGGAGGCAAUAGUUGCGGAAGGGGCUGCCAAGAUUGCCUUCCCCAGUGCUAAUGAAGUCUUCUACAAUCCGGUGCAAGAGUUCAACCGAGACUUGACAUGUGCUGUGAUCACAGAGUUUGCUCGCAUUCAGCUUCAGACCAAAGGAAUCCAGAUUAAGGUGCCUGGUGAGAAGGACAUGCAAAAGGUGGUUGUGGACUUGUCAGAGCAAGAGGAGGACAAAGAUGAACUGAAAGAGGCGAAAAACCUGACCCCAAGAGACCAGCCUCGAAUGGUUGCUGUGAGGGAAAUCUGUCAGGAGGGCUUGCGUGUGCUGGAAGGCCUGGCAGCCUCCGGGCUGCGUUCCAUUCGGUUUGCUCAAGAGAUACCUGGUCUGCGAUCUGUGGUUGCCAACGAUGCCUCCUCAAAGGCUGUGGACCUCAUACGCCGCAACAUCGAGCUCAACGAUGUGGCCCACCUGGUACAGCCCAGCCAGGCAGAUGCCCGGAUACUGAUGUACCAGCACCAGAAGGUGUCAGAACGCUUCGAUGUCAUCGACUUGGACCCGUAUGGCAGCCCCUCCACCUUCCUGGACGCUGCAGUGCAGGCUGUGAGUGAAGGAGGGCUGCUGUGUGUGACCUGCACAGACAUGGCAGUGCUGGCGGGAAACAGCGGGGAGACAUGCUACAGCAAGUACGGGGCCAUGGCCCUCAAGAGUCGGGCCUGCCACGAGAUGGCUCUGAGGAUCGUUCUGCACAGCCUCGACCUCCGGGCCAACUGCUACCAGCGCUUCGUGGUGCCCUUGCUGAGCAUCAGUGCCGACUUCUACGUGCGGGUGUUCGUCCGCGUCUUCACUGGCCAGGCCAAGGUUAAGGCCUCAGCCAGCAAGCAGGCCCUGGUCUUCCAGUGUGUGGGCUGCGGGGCCUUCCACCUUCAGCGCCUCGGCCGAGCAUCAGGAACCUCCGGGAACCAGGUCAAGUUCUCUGCGGCCUGUGGCCCCCCCGUGGCCCCUGAGUGUCGACACUGUGGGCAGAGGCACCAGCUCGGCGGCCCCAUGUGGGCAGAUCCCAUCCACGAUCUGGACUUCGUGGGUCGAGUCCUGGAUGCUGUGAGCGCCAACCCCAGCCGCUUCCACACCUCCGAGCGGAUCCGUGGGGUUCUGAGUGUCAUCACCGAGGAGCUCCCUGACGCGCCCCUGUACUACACCCUGGACCAGCUGAGCAGCACCAUCCGCUGCAGUACGCCCAGCCUGCUGCAGCUGCGGUCAGCCCUUCUCCAUGCCGGCUUCAGGGUCUCCCUCUCCCAUGCCUGUAAGAACGCCGUGAAGACUGACGCCCCCACCUCUGCUCUCUGGGACAUCAUGCGCUGCUGGGAGAAGGAGUGCCCAGUAAAGCGGGAGCGGCUGUCAGAGACCAGCCCAGCAUUCCGCAUCCUCAGCGUGGAGCCCAGUCUGCAGGCCAACUUCACCAUCCGGGAAGAUGCCAACCCCAGUUCCCGCCAGCGAGGACUCAAGCGCUUCCAGGUCAACCCUGAGGCCAACUGGGGCCCCCGGCCUCGUGCCCGGCCAGGGGGCAAAGCCGCAGGCGUGGCCAUGGGGGAGAAGUGUAAACUGUUGCAGAAUAAGCGCAAGGAGCUGGCCGAGGACCCGGCCCAGCGUGCUGCCCGGCUCAAGACAUUUCCCUGCAAGAGGUUUAAGGAGGGCACCUGUCAACAUGGGGAACAGUGCUGCUAUUCUCACAGCUCCCCGACCCCCAGUCCUGCCACCGAUGCUGCCCCCAUGGACUGCCUGGAGACCUGGCCUGGGGCCACCGCUGGACCAGGCAUAGACUGA
Elephantulus edwardii (Cape elephant shrew) is the source of this 1971-nucleotide messenger RNA. RefSeq names its product tRNA methyltransferase 1 homolog (S. cerevisiae) (gene TRMT1). Gene Ontology annotation, biological process: tRNA N2-guanine methylation. Lineage: Eukaryota; Metazoa; Chordata; Mammalia; Macroscelidea; Macroscelididae. Gene Ontology annotation, cellular component: nucleus. The record is from RefSeq and is a predicted model, not a curated record. Gene Ontology annotation, molecular function: metal ion binding; RNA binding.